CUCCCCCUGGCGCUUCGCCACCGCCGCCGUCACCGCCAUGGCGGCCGCCGAGGGGACACCGGGCACCGAGGGGACAGCGGGGACAGCGGUGCCACCGCUCGCGGUGCCACCUCCACCGUCAGUGUCACCUCCACCGCCCGCGGUGCCACCUCCACCGGCAGUGCCACCACCCGAGGUGCCACCAACACCGGCAGUGUCGCCUCCACCGGCAGUGUCGCCUCCACCCCAGGUGCCACCCCCGGCAGUGCCACCCCCGGCGGUGUCGCCUCCCCCCGCGGUGUCACCGCCGGCUCCGUUCGUGCCACCCCUGGACUGCAGCGGUGACGACGCUCAGGCCAUGGGCAGGGAGCCGCUGCCGCUCCUGCGCCAGAUUUUGGCCGCCUGCGCUUGGCCCGAACUUUUGGAAUCUCCGGCUCUGCCCGAGGCCGCUCGGGAGCGAGCGCGGAGCAUCCUGCGGGAAAUGGACUCCGGGAAUAUCGGUGGGAAUUCCCAUCCUAAAGAGAUUUUUGGGAAUUUGGGAUCACCCGGGGAAAUGGACUCCGGGAAUAUCGGCGGAUACAACCACGAGCACCGAUCCCACGGCGUUCCCGCCAAGGUCGCGCGGUUCCUGGAAUUCCGGGAUGGUGGCGUCCCCUGCGACCCCCGGAACAUCGUCCUGUGCAGCGGCACCGCCACGGCCAUCCCGUUCGUGCUGUCGCUGCUGCGGGCGCCGCCGCCGGCGCUGCCCGUGGGGGUUCUGGUGCCGGUGCCGGGGCCGCCGUUCCUGGCGGCGCUGGUGGAGCAGGCCGGGGCCGUGCCCGUCCCGUACCCGCUGGACGAGGCCCGGGGCUGGGCCCCCGACCCGGCCGCGCUGCGCCGGGAGCUGCGCGCGGCGCGGGGCCGCUGCCACCCAAAGGUGCUGUGGGUGCUCAACCCCGGGGACCCCACGGGUCACGUGCUCAGCCGGGCGGAGCUGCGCGCGCUGCUGCUCGUGGCGGCCGCGGAGCCGCUGCUGCUGCUGGCGCACGAGGUGCACCAGGAGCGCUGCUUCUCCCCCGGGCGCCCCUUCCUGUCCUUCCGCCGCGCCCUGGCCCAGCUGGGGCCGCCCCUGGCCCGCAGCGUCCAACUCGUGUCGCUCUUCUCCCUGGGCAAGAGCGCCGCCGCCGAGUCAGGAUUCCGGGCGGGGUUCCUGGAGCUCCUGAACGUGCACCCAUGGGUGCUGGCUCCCUUCCAGCUGGCGCAGUCCCUGCCCCGUCCCGGCGUUCCCGGCCGGAUCCUCCUGGAGCUGCUCCUGGAGCCGCCGGAGCCGCAGGACCCCGUGCACAGGGAGCUGCAGCAGCACCGGCAGGCCCUGUGCCGGUCCCUGGCCGCCAAUGCCCGGCGGCUGCAGCGGGAGCUCGGCGGCGCCGCCGGGAUCCGGUGCCAGCCCCCGGCCGGGGGUCCCCGCGCCCUCCCCCGGGUGUGGAUCCCGCCCCGAGCCCGGAGCCAGGCCCGGGCGCUGGGCCUGGAGCCCGACGAGUUCUUCUGCCGGAGGCUGCGGGAGAGCACCGGAGUGACAGUGACACCGGGGAGCCACUAUGGCCUGGGGGGGGGACAGCGGCCACCUGGGGCUGUCCCUGCUGCUGCCGGUGCCGGCGCUGGAGCGGGCGCUGCGGCUCCUGCGCCACUUCCACGCCCAAUUCCUGCGGGAAUUCUCCGGAGCCGGGAGCCCCGGGAACCCCAACCGCGACCGGGACUGACCGGGAAGGGGCUCCGGAGCCGCGGGAGCCGGGAAAAGCUCCGGAAUUCCCGGGAAUUCCCAGCCCCACAGCCGGGAUGAUCCCACGGCUGUCGGGACACGGGAAAAGCCGGGAAUGCCAAUGGAGCGGCCACGCCCCCGAAAUUCCCGAUUUUAUGGGGGGCUCAUGUGGGAUUUGGGAAUCUGGGAUUGGAUUUGGGAAUCCGGGAUUG
This is a messenger RNA of Prinia subflava (tawny-flanked prinia), 1929 nucleotides long. RefSeq names its product alanine aminotransferase 1-like. Gene Ontology annotation, molecular function: L-alanine:2-oxoglutarate transaminase activity; pyridoxal phosphate binding. The coding region runs from base 38 to 1798 and encodes 586 amino acids. Gene Ontology annotation, biological process: biosynthetic process. The transcript is spliced from 10 exons. Lineage: Eukaryota; Metazoa; Chordata; Aves; Passeriformes; Cisticolidae. The record is from RefSeq and is a predicted model, not a curated record.